Molecule: messenger RNA, 3840 nt
Organism: Stegastes partitus (bicolor damselfish)
Lineage: Eukaryota; Metazoa; Chordata; Actinopteri; Pomacentridae
Gene: nphs1
Product: NPHS1 adhesion molecule, nephrin
Exons: 28
Coding region: 1-3648 (1215 amino acids)
Biological process (GO): cell-cell adhesion
Cellular component (GO): cell-cell junction; plasma membrane
Molecular function (GO): cell adhesion molecule binding
Source: RefSeq, a predicted model, not a curated record
AUGUCUCCAGGCGCCCGGGCCCAGCAGGCCUUCAGGUCUGAGCCCAGGAACGUUACUGUGCGAAUGGGAGCCACAGCUGUGUUGAGGUGUGAGGUUCUGCGGGCCUCAGGGACUGUGCAGUGGGCAAAAGAUGGCCUCCUCCUGGGACCGGAGAGAAGCCUGCCAGGCUUUCCACGCUACAGCAUGAUUGGAAAUCCCCAGAGAGGGCAGUAUCAUCUUCAGAUUGAAAAUGCCCAACUGGAAGAUGACACCCUCUAUGAAUGUCAAGCGGGCCCGUCUGAGAGCAGCGCGGCAAUCGUUUCCAACGCCGCCUGGGUCACCAUGCUAAUUCCUCCAUCCAAGCCGUACUUCGAGACGGACCUGGCGACACCUUGGGUGGCAGGGAAAAAGUACAGCGUCAUGUGUGUGGCCCCAGACGCGAAGCCCGUGGCUGAAAUCACACUUUACAAAGAUGGAGUCGAGCUGACAGGUGCAGAGUCUUUCACCAUGUCUGGCUCAAAGGAUAAGCUUCUGAACACGCACGCCGAAGUAACGGUCGUCGCUCUGAGCUCCGACAACGGGAGGCAGUUGGCGUGUCGUGCCAAGAACCCCGCCCUUUACCAGCCUGUAGAGACCAGAGUGACCAUGAGCGUGUACUUCCCACCUCUGCCUCCAGUUAUUGUGGGUCUGGAGAGAGAGGAAGUCAAAGCGGGGAGGAUGCUCGUGUUGCAGUGCGUGUCUCAUAGUGGAAACCCCCUAGCCACUCUCCACUGGACCAAGAAUGGAGACGUUCUGUCCACAACUUGGGAAGAGGAUGAUGCGGCGCAGAAGUCCAGCAGCAUCCUCAAACUAAAGAUCACCCCUGCUGACAACCAGGCAGAGCUGUGCUGUGAAAGCAUCAAUCUAGUGUCCCUAUCUCCUCUGUCUGUCAGCCGCAAAAUAACUGUGCUCUUCGAGCCGGAAGAGCUGACACUGUCGGGUUCGUUAGCGGCCAUCGAGGGGCAGGAGUUGAGUGUGAGCUGCUACGCCUCCUCCAGCAAUCCCCCCGUCGACAUCCGCUGGUGGCUGGGCUACAAGGAGCUCAACGGCACUGUUGUCGCAAUGGAAGAGGGAGCCAAUGGUGGGAUGACAACCAUGUCCAACAUGACCCAUCGGGUCUCCCGGGAGGAGGACGGGUUGAAACUCACCUGUGAGGCUUUUAACAAGGGGACACACUUCUCCAAAACCCAAAUCUCUCAACUUAGUGUGUACUAUCCCCCUCAGAAAGUAUGGCUUGACGCGCCGCCUCAAGAUGUCCCCCUUCGUUCAGGAACCACAGUGCGUCUGGUUUGUUUCUCCACUGGAGGGAAUCCCACCGGGACUCUGACGUGGUUCAAGAAUGGAAGGGCAGUGCCUGACGCGUCGAAGCAGACGUCCUUCGAUAUGGGUGUAGCUCGAGAGCUGGUGCUGGUCCUGACGGCGAGCGACAACGUGGCAACCUACCGCUGCGAUUCCACAAAUAAGGCAAAAAAGACCAUCUCCGCACACACUAAGCUUAUGGUUCACUUUACAGCAGUCAGCAUGAAGAUCACAGCUAAACAGGAGGUGCUUCGGCGGGGUGAAGUGCUAACCCUGGACUGUCUGUCUGGAAGCAGCAACCCCAAGGCCAGCAUCUCCUGGAGCAUGGGCCCACUCAGGUUCCAGGGAGUCGAGCAGGCACCCAGGAGGGCUCAGUUUGGUGGCGUUUCAGUGAUCAGCUCUCUAUCCCUGAAUCUGAGCUCACAGCAUCACAACCAGAAGGUCAUUUGCCAGGCCUACAGCCCUGUGUUGGCAGAGGGGGCCAACACAUUCUUCCAGCUCAAUGUGCUUUACCCACCAGAGUUCAGCCCAGAUCAGCCGGCAGAGGUCCAGGUGGUGGAGGAUGACAUGGCAACCAUCCCGCUGCUGGUCUCAGCUAACCCAGAAGAGGUCUCCUGCAUUUGGCUGCACCGCAGGGAGAAGCUGGUCAAAGAGGGGGAUUUGCGGUACCACUGGUCAGACGACUACUCGCUGGAGAUCAAGAACGUGACGAGGAAAGAUGCCGGGGUUUACACUGUCGAGUGUGCAAAUGAAGAAGGCGUCAAGCAGACCUCCAUCAAACUGGACGUUCAGUACGCUCCCAGUGUCAAAGCAGAGAAAGAUCCCGUGUUGGUGAACCUGGGGGAAACCGCGGACCUGAUAUGCGUGGCUGAUGCCAACCCCAUUUUAUUUGGCAUGUUCUCCUGGAAGUGGCUGGGAGAAGGGGAGGUGGAGCUGGAAGAGGAGACCCAGGAAGAUGAAUCAGGCCUUCUGACCAUCCGUGAUGUGACUCGGGCUCACGCUGGUCUUUACCGGUGCACAGCGAAUAAUGGCAUCGCGCUCCCUGCCAGUGUGGAUGUGCGGCUGGUGGUGCAGUUUAAACCUCAGCUUCAGAAAGGACCGCAAUGGAGGAAGGUCGGAAGCAGAGGGGAUGGCACUGCUACAGCCGAGGUCGUGUGCCAGGCAGAGGGCAUUCCUCGUGUCGACUUCUCUUGGGAAAAAAACGGUGUGCGCUUGGAUUUUGCAAGCCCCAGGUAUGAGGAGCGGACGGUGAGGGAGGGCUCCUUCCACACCAGCACAGUUCGAGUGGUAAAUGUGAGCGCAGCCCUGGACUACGCUGUCUUCAGCUGCACAGCUCGCAACUCACUUGGGGAAGACAAGCUCGACAUCCAGCUCGUCAGCACAAAUCACCCAGAUCCUCCUUCAUCGUUUCGCCAAGUCGGCGUCACCCACGACUCUGUCACGCUGGAGUGGAUCCCCGGCUUCGAUGGGGGUUUGCGGCAAAGAUUCCGCAUGAGGUACCGUUGGGCUCAGUCAAUCAGUUCGCUGUACAUGGAUGUCUUUCCUCCCAGUGCAACUUCAUUCACUGUUACUGGUCUGCAGCCUGUCACCACCUACAACUUCUCCGUCAACGCCCUCAAUGCAAUCGGAGAGAGUGGCUAUGCUGACAACAAUGCAGUACUGACCAUCACCACCAAGGAGAGGCCAGAGCCAGAAGAAGUCCCAUCAGAUGAAGACUCAGUCUCACAGAGUGCAAGCGGGCUGCCGGCCUAUCUCGCCGCAGUGCUCACAGCGGUGCUCGGAGUCCUGCUGGUGUCGAAUUCGCUGGGCUGUUACUUCGGACUGAGGUGGAAAAAGAGGCGAGGCCUGACAGCAGGGGGUAGAGAGGGCAGUGUAUUGGAUGGAAAGAAGAAUGAAGAGGAGGGGUCAAGUCAAUCAACUGUAAGAAACUCCAAUAAGUAUGAGAGCAGAGAAAAGAUCAACACUGCAGCCCAGCGCACCCUCCUCAUUGACUCUGGAUCCGAAACAGACAGCAAUGCCUACGAGAGCUAUGCGGCGGAACGUUCCCAUUAUUAUUAUCCCACUGGUGAAUACAUGCCGCCUCUCAGUCCUCACCGUGAGGAAACACGUGGGCUCGACGUCACCCGCCUCCCUGUGGACUCUCAAAGCCACGUGUAUGAAGAUGUAAGAGAUGUUGGUUUGUACCGGGACAUACCGGCUUUUCUGCCUCAACAAAGGAACGACUGGCCAACCUCCCCUCAGGGCACCGAGAGACUGAAGCACUUCAUGGAUGUUCAACAGCUGCAGAGAGAUUCUGAUCUUCCUUUUGAACUACGAGGAGAGUUGGUUUAGAACGAGAGAGAUAAGGUUAAACGCAUAAACUAUGACUCAGAAGCCGUCAUUAAGGAGAGGCUUGUGUAGCAGAUAUUCGUUUUUUUUGUUUUUUUUCUCUCUUAAUUCUUUUUGUACGGUAUCUCUCAAGUCACCUUGCAUGAACCUGUCAAGAGCAGGAACGCUUGAUGUAAAAUGCCAUAUAAAGCAGCA